Molecule: messenger RNA, 984 nt
Organism: Penicillium longicatenatum
Lineage: Eukaryota; Fungi; Ascomycota; Eurotiomycetes; Eurotiales; Aspergillaceae
Product: mitochondrial carrier
Exons: 2
Coding region: 1-984 (327 amino acids)
Biological process (GO): transmembrane transport
Source: RefSeq, a predicted model, not a curated record
AUGACGGCCACACAAGCGGACAAAGUGAAUAAAGAGUAUGCUCGAGAGGACAAGCAAAAAGAAAGAGAUCUGGACCAAAUUUGGCGAAAGGGACUAGCUGGAGGGUUGGCAGGAUGUGCUGCUAAAACAGUCGUAGCACCUCUAGAGAGAGUAAAAAUCCUUUUCCAAACCGCUCAUUUUGGGUUCGUGCGGCAUACCAAGGACUGGCUCGGUUUUGUUCAUGCCAUUCAAGCUAUUCGGCAGCAUCAUGGGAGCCAAGCACUAUUCCAAGGCCAUUCAGUCACAUUACUACGAAUUUUUCCCUAUGCUGCUAUCAACUUCCUUGCCUAUGACCAGAUUCGAGCUACUCUAAUCGCAUCUCCUCAUCAUGAAACUCCUUUCCGUCGCUUGAUCUCUGGCAGUCUGGCCGGUGCUAUAUCGACAUCCUGCACAUAUCCCUUUGAACUCAUUCGGGUACAUUUAGCUGUCCAGACUAAAGAUGCAUCGUUGGUUGCUACUUGCCGAGAUAUUUACCGCGAUGGUGGACUUGCCAGCUUUUACCGGGGGUAUGCUCCCACAUUAUUAGGCAUCUUGCCUUAUGCGGGCACUUCUUUUUUCACCCACGACGUGAUUGGAGACUGGCUUCGUUCCCCAAAGUUGGCCCCAUACACUGCCCUUGAGCCUCCCAAUGAGAGAAAGACCGGCAGUAAGCGUCUUCAGUUGACUGCAGUUGCAGAGCUGACCUCUGGUGCUUUGGCUGGUUUGGUAGCACAGACGGUUUCCUAUCCCCUUGAGAGUAUUCGUCGACGUAUGCAGGUUCACAAGAGGGAUUUACAAAAUGGCCGUCGACCAAGUAUUGCUCACACAGCUCGAACUAUUUACUUGGAAAGUGGGUUGCGAGGUUUCUAUCUGGGGCUGACAAUUGGCUAUAUCAAAAUUAUGCCCAUGGUAGCGACGAGCUUUUUCGUUUACGAUCGUAUGAAAGGAUAUCUUGGUGUGUACUAG